AUGAAAGUAGCAUUAAAUCAAGAAAAAGAUAAAACUCAUUUAUUAUCACGUAAAAAACGUCGUCAACUUGAAAGAAAAUUAGUUAAAGCAAAACGAAAUGCAUGGCAUCAUGGAGAAAAAAUUCCAAUGUCUAUUGAUACUCUUUCACCUUCAAUUGAACAUCAAGAAAAUUUAAUAAAGAAAAAGAAAAAAAAGAAGAAAAAUAAAUCAAAAGACAAAUCAUCUGAAUUAACAUUUGAUGAAAAGGCUGCUAAAGAACAUCAUCAAAAAAUUUUACUUGAAGAUAAUGAAAGUGAAGAUGCUCAUAUUAAAAAAUUAGAAAAACUUUUAGGCAUUAAAUCUAAUAGAAAAACUUAUUUACGUGGUUUUAUUGAUGAUGGAUUAGAUUAUUUACUUGAUUUUUGUGAUAAAGAUCGAAGAAAACAAAUUAUGAUUGCAGAAGGUGAUGGAGAAGGUAAUGCUUGGUAUGAUGAACAAGAUGAAGAUCAACAAUGGUUAGUUAACAAACAAAAAAAACGAGUAGAUUUAGCAAAUCAACUUGAAAAUCAACAAGAAAAAACUAAAAAAAAGAAAACAUCUCUCGUUAAAUUUAAUGAUCAAGUUCAAACUAAAAUGAUUGAUGAUGAUUCAUUUGACGAGGAAAAAGAGUUUGAUGAUGAUGAUGAAGAAGAAGAAGAAGAAGAUUUUGAUGAGGAAGAAGAAGAAAAUGACUAUGAAGAACUAGAAGAAGAAGAAGAAGAUAAUGAUGAUGAUAUAGAAGAAACUCCACCGAUGAAAGAAGAUAUUUAUGGACGAAUGAUUGAUGUCAAAGGCAAUGUUGUCAAAAAUAAUGCAAGUACAGUUUAUAUACCUCCUGCUCUUCGUCAAAAAUUAAAUUCAUCAGAUGAUAAUUCAACUGUAGAAAUAAAACGUCGUCUUCAAGGUCAAUUAAAUCGUUUAAGUGAAAAAAAUUUAUCAUCAAUAUUAAUUGAAAUUGAAACACUUUAUCGUUCUCAAUCUCGUGCAUCAAUUAAUUCAUGUUUAUAUCAAUUAUAUUAUGAUAGUCUUCUAUCAUCAAUUUCAUUAACUAAUGAAAGUUUACUUGCUGAACAUGCUUUACUUGCUUGUCUUCUUCAUGCUAAUAUUGGUUUAGAAAUAGGUUCAUAUUUAUUAGAAAAUUUCUUACAAAUAUUCAUUGAACAUAUUAAUGAUGACGUAUCAAAUAAAAUAAAUGAUAAUUUACUUAUAUUUAUAUCAUAUUUAUAUGCAUUUCAUAUGAUAAAUAGUAAAAUUUUAUUUGAUAUAGCACGAUAUUUAUUAAAUAUAAAUCAAUUAAAUGAAAAACAUCUUGAAUUAAUUCUUUUAUUAUUAAAAACAAUUGGAUUUAUUUUACGUAAAGAUGAUCCAUUACAAUUAAAAACAUAUUUACAAGAAUUACGAACAGCAUGUUCAUCAUCAACAUUAUUAUCAUCAUCAUCAAAACGUAUUGAAUUUAUGAUGGAUACAAUUAAAAGUUUAAAAAAUAAUGAUAUUAGAAAAUUACCAGGUGGUUAUGAACCUGAACGUAUUGAUCGUUUAAGAAAAAUUUAUCGAAAUUUAGUUAAAAAUAAAACUGUACAACAUGCAAAUAUACUUAAUGUUAGUUUACAAGAUUUUUUAAAUGUUAAAGAACAAGGACGAUGGUGGAUUGUUGGAUCGGCAUGGCAAAAACAAACUUCUCAAUAUAAUCAAAAUAAUAAUAUUCAAAAAAUAGAAUUACAAUUUAAUGAAAAAAUUCGAAAAUUAGCUAAAAAACAACAUAUGAAUACUGAUGUUAGACGUUUGAUCUUUGGAACUUUAUUGACUAGUGAGGAUUAUGAUGAUGCUGUUGAAAAACUUCAUAAACUCAAUUUAAGUAAAGUACAAGAACGAGAAAUAAUCCAUGUAACAGUUCAUUGUUGUUUACAUGAAAAAACUUAUAAUCCAUAUUAUACAUUAAUAUUACAACGAUUUUGUGCAUAUGAUCGUCGUUUUCAAAUAUCUUUACAAUAUCAUACAUGGGAUAGAUUUAAAGAUCUUUCAUUACUUAAUAAGCAACAAUUAGCAAAUUUUGGUUCCGCACUUUCUCAAUUAUUGAUGUCGAAAUCAUUAACACUCAAUAUAUUCAAAAAUUUCAAUUUCAUUGAAUUAACACCAUCAGCACGAACAUUUCUUGUUGAAUUAUUUGUUAAAUUAUUUAAUGAGAUUGAUGAUGCAUCAUUAAAAAAUAUUUUUCAAUUUCCAUCAACACAAAAUUAUAAAUUUGUUAAAGAUGCUCUUAGAUUAUUUCUUUCUCAUUUCAUUUUAAAAAAAUCGAAUCAUACAGAAUUAGUUCAUCAUCGUUGUCAGAUUGCUAUUGAUCAGUUAUCAAUUGAAUAA
This is a messenger RNA of Rotaria sp. Silwood1, 2376 nucleotides long. The record is from the annotation of a GenBank genome assembly. NCBI's taxonomy places the organism in Eukaryota, Metazoa, Rotifera, Eurotatoria, Philodinida, Philodinidae.